Molecule: messenger RNA, 873 nt
Organism: Solanum tuberosum (potato)
Lineage: Eukaryota; Viridiplantae; Streptophyta; Magnoliopsida; Solanales; Solanaceae
Exons: 1
Coding region: 1-873 (290 amino acids)
Source: RefSeq, a predicted model, not a curated record
AUGAAACAACCUUCUGGCUUCAUACAUCCAGACUUUCCUCACCAUGUCUGCAAAUUAGCUAAAGCUAUUUAUGGUCUAAAACAGGCUCCGCGUGCAUGGUUUCAUCGCUUUAGUACAUUCCUUCUUUCUCAUGGUUUUAUUUGCAGCAAAUCUGAUGCUUCAAUGUUUAUUCAUCGUUCCUCAUCAGGUAUUCUUAUUUUAUUACUUUAUGUUGACGAUAUUAUUCUCACUGGCAAUCAUUCUUCCCUCCUUAAUCGGUUCAUUAGUCUUUUUUCCCGUCAGUUUGCUAUGAAAGACUUAGGUGAUCUCCAUUAUUUUCUUGGUGUUCAAGCUGUUUGCUCAUCUCAUGGUCUCCAUUUAUCUCAGCAGAAGUACAUUUCUGAUUUGCUUCUUAAGUUUCACAUUCAUACAUGUAAGCCUGUACGUACCCCUAUUGCUUUUCAUAGUUCUGUUUCUCUCAUGGAUGGUGAAUUACUUUCAGAUCCUAGUGAAUAUAGGAACAUGGUGGGUGCUCUUCAAUAUUUGACUAUGACUCGUCCAGAUAUUGCCUAUGCUGUCAAUGUUGUAUCUCAGUUCAUGCAUGCUCCUCGUACUACUCAUUUGCAUUGCGUGAAGCGCAUUUUCAAGAAUUUACAGGGUACUCUUAAGUAUGGACUGUUCUUGCGUGCCUCUUCUUCAAUUUCAAUGGUGGUUGCUUACUCUGAUGUUGAUUGGGCCGGCUGUCCCGAUAGUUGGCGUUCUACUAUUGGGUUUGCUGUCUUCUUGGGUUCCAAUUUGAUUUCUUGGCGUGCAAAGAAACAACCAACAGUCUCAAGAUCAUCUACAGAGGCCGAGUACAGUGCUAUUGCUUAUACUGUAGAUGAAACCUCUUAG